GCUACUAAAAGAAAAGGUGUCAUAGCAUUAACCGGGUAGGGGCAGCAGCAGGAGCAGCACGUGAGAGGGGCAAACCCGUCAUUUUCACCCAUACUACAGCACGCAGACGAAAUGCUCAUUUAGACCCGAAGAAAUGGCCGUCACUCUCUUUCUCAGCUCAACUCAACUCACACUCUAUAUAUAUAUACGUCCUUCCCGGCUCUUCCCCUUUGCAUUCCUUUUCUCCUCUCUUUUUCCUCUCAUUUUCAACGAGGGGGAAAAAGUGUAACUACUCUUUUCGCAUAUUCACAAAACAGAAAGAUUCUGCAAGAAAGCGAAACUGUUUCAACACAGUAGUAGCAACACCACCAUGAGAGACUACGCCGCCGCGUCUUCUCUCAUCGUCGCCCUCGCACUGCUGCUUGCUCUACACGGCGUCAAUGGCGACAACCCCUACAGAUACUACACUUGGAAAGUCACCUACGGCGACAUUUAUCCUCUCGGCGUCAAACAACAGGGAAUUCUGAUAAAUGGGCAGUUUCCGGGGCCGACGAUCGACUGCGUCACUAAUGACAACUUGAUUAUCAGCGUUUACAACUACUUAAAUGAGCCAUUUCUACUUUCCUGGAAUGGAUUGCAGCAAAGAAGGAAUUCCUGGCAGGAUGGAGUGUCCGGUACAAACUGUCCGAUCCUGCCUCGUAGAAACUACACUUAUGCCCUCCAAGCAAAAGAUCAGAUCGGCACUUAUUUCUACUUCCCAUCACUUGGACUUCAUAAGGCUGCCGGAGGAUAUGGAAGCAUCAAAGUCUACAGUCGUCCUCAAAUUCCUGUACCUUUCCCCCCUCCUGCUGGGGAUCAUGUCGUACUUGCCGGGGAUUGGUUCAAGAGAAGUCAGAGACAACUGAGAUAUUUUGUGGAUGGUGGUCACAAUCUCCCCUUCCCUGAUGGCCUCAUUAUCAAUGGACGUGGUUGGAAUGGAUACACAUUCACCGUUGAACAAGGUAAAACAUACAGGUUCAGGAUAUCUAAUGUUGGGACGGCGUUAUCCCUCAACUUCAGGAUUCAAGGACACUUGAUGAAGCUGGUGGAAGUAGAAGGAUCUCACACAGUCCAGAACACUUACUCCUCUCUGGAUGUCCAUCUAGGCCAGUCUUACUCAGUCUUGGUCACAGCUAACCAGCCAGCAAAGGAUUACUAUGUUGUGGUGUCGUCUCGUUUCACUUCCAAAGUUCUCACCACCACCGCUGUCCUCCAUUAUCGUAACUCAUUCACAAAAGUUUAUGGUCGUCCCCCCGGUGGACCUACCACCGAGAUCGAGUGGUCUUUGAACCAGGCAAGAUCUAUACGUCGGAACCUGACAGCAAGUGGGCCGCGACCCAAUCCACAGGGGUCGUACCAUUACGGAUUGGUGAAGCCUGUGAGGACCAUCAUGCUUGCCAACUCUGCUCCGUAUAUCAAUGGUAAGCAGAGGUAUGCAGUGAAUGGUGUGUCGUAUAUAUCCCCGGACACUCCCUUGAAGCUGGCGGACUACUUCAACAUCGGAGGUGUGUAUAGCAUUGGAAGCAUCUCUGACAGACCUAAUCGAGGGGGAAAUGCUUAUCUUGCCACCUCUGUCAUCCAAGCUAACUACCGGGCUUAUGUAGAGAUUGUGUUCCAGAACUGGGAGAAUUCUGUGCAGUCAUGGCACAUGGAUGGAUAUUCUUUCUUUGUUGUUGGAAUGGACGGAGGCCAGUGGACUGAAGCAAGCAGAUUGCGCUACAACUUGAGAGACACAGUUGCACGCUGCACCACGCAGGUGUAUCCGAGAUCAUGGACUGCGAUUUAUGUAGCUUUGGACAAUGUGGGAAUGUGGAACAUAAGAUCUGAGGAGUGGGCGAGGCAGUAUUUGGGGCAGCAGUUGUACCUCAAGGUUUACACCUCAUCCAAUUCGUUUAGAGAUGAACUUCCUAUCCCCAAAAACGCUAUCCUUUGCGGGCGAGCAAGAGGGCAUCGCACCAGACCUUUGUAAACUUCGUCACGAGAGGGUGACUGAGCUAUUAUUAGGCCAAGCCAAGCCAAGCAGCUCCACUUGAGCUCUCGGCUUUCACAUUUUAUUCUUGACAAGUUUAUCAGAAUUUAUUUUGUACCACAUUUAUUUCCAAUUGAAUGGGUUUCAAGUCAUGGCAAGAAUUGAAGUGGUUAACGCUCGUUUUCCAUGUUUCCCAACAAAUAUUCACCAAAUUUGAGGGUGGUGUGCGUGCAUAGUUUGAUGAUGAGUAAAACAAGUAAUAAGUGGGUGAACAAACAGAUUGGGGAUGAGUUCGAGUAGGGCUAUAUAAAGCACAACCCCGUCCAAUCUUCUUCAUCAUCAUAUAUUCAACACUAAGAAACAGAAAUAGAAAAUGGCGAUGAAGAUUGUAUUGCUGGUGGCUAUUAUUGUAGCAUUAGUGGGCGCCAUCAAUGGCAGGACUAUGCCAGUGCAGGGGAGCGCGACUGACAUGGAGGCGGCGUUUUUCCGUCCCCACUUCCGCCCUUAUCCCGGCUUCUUCGGUGGAUAUAGAGGCGGCGGCUUCGGCGCAGGAUUUGGCAGCGGCGGACUUGGUGGAGGAUUUGCUGGCGGCGAUGACUCAAGUGGUGGAACUGGUGGCAUUGGAAGCAGUAAACGUGGAGGGGAUGGAGGCAGCGGCGGCGGCGGCGGUGACGAUAUUGGUGCACCUGGUGACUUGGUUGAAACUCCGUGAGGAUUCUCAAUACAAUGCAUUACUAAUUAGAGAUGGUUAUGUGUUGUAAUGCCAUUAAUAACUAGAAAUUUAAAACUCUCUAAUUUCUCAGACUAAUAUGUAACCAAAAUCAAACUUUCAGUGGAAAAUCAUCAAUAUAUUAUCAGCCUCGCGUUAAAUUA
Molecule: messenger RNA, 2860 nt
Organism: Salvia miltiorrhiza (redroot sage)
Lineage: Eukaryota; Viridiplantae; Streptophyta; Magnoliopsida; Lamiales; Lamiaceae
Product: L-ascorbate oxidase homolog
Exons: 8
Coding region: 350-1987 (545 amino acids)
Molecular function (GO): copper ion binding; oxidoreductase activity
Source: RefSeq, a predicted model, not a curated record